AGAACUCCACUAUGCAUUCUUAAUCUUAAAGUGGUUAUUGAAAAUCCUUUAGACAUUUACCAUCUAAAAAUAGAGAUACAGGACAUUAAUGAUAAUGCACCACAGUUUCUCAGUAGCAUAAUCCAGUUGGAGAUCAUUGAAACAACCCAACCAGGCACCAGGUUCCUUCUUGGGAAUGCCAAAGAUCCGGAUAUCGGCACAAACGCUUUACAGAAUUACCAUCUUAGCACCAAUCCUUACUUUUCCUUGGAUGUGAAAGAGAGUCCGGAUGGAAAUAGGUUUGCAGACUUAGUACUGCAGAAACCACUCGAUCGCGAGAGUGAACCAACCCUUCAGCUGACAGUUACUGUGCUGGAUGGGGGGAAACCCAGAAAAACCGGAACAGCCCAAAUACGGAUCAAUGUCACCGAUGCCAAUGAUAAUCCACCUAUAUUCACCCAAGAAAUCUACACAGUCAGUCUGAGGGAAAAUGUACCAGUUGGGUUCCUUGUGCUGCAGCUUGAAGCUUCAGAUAAAGAUGAAGGUUCACAUGCAGAAAUCAGAUAUUAUUUCAGCAAUAUGCCACUGAGUGCAAAUAAGAAAUUCAGCCUGGAUUCAACCAGUGGAAUAAUUUCUCUUGUGGAAUCGUUGGACUUUGAGGAAACCAGAGAAUAUGUGAUGACAGUAGCAGCAAAAGAUGGAGGUGGAUCAAUGACCCAUUGUAAAGUAGAAAUAAGAGUCCUUGAUGAGAAUGAUAAUGUGCCCGAAAUGAUGUUCGCAUCCGUUUUUAGUCCAAUUCUGGAAGAUUCUCAGUCUGGAACAGUUAUUGCUCUAAUUAAAACAAAUGACAAGGACAUUGGUGAUAAUGGAAAGGUAUUUUGUUAUUUAGAAGAUGGCUUGCCAUUCAAGAUUCUUCCAUCAUCUAAUAAUUACUACACACUCCUGACAGACAGACCUCUGGACAGGGAAAAAGCAUCUCAGUAUAAUAUUACAAUCACAGCCACUGACAAAGGAACUCCUCCACUGAGCACCCACAAAACCAUCUCACUACAAAUCUCUGAUAUCAAUGACAACGCCCCUGCUUUUGAGAAAGCUUCCUACAGCACUGUCCACGUGCCAGAAAACAAUCCUGCUAGCUCCUCCAUCUUUAGCAUCAAAGCUGUAGAUCCCGAUCUUGGCCGCAAUGCUAGGAUCACGUACUCCAUCCUCACUAGCAAAAUAGAGGAACUACCUCUCCCGUCUUACCUCUCCAUUAACUCAGAAACUGGCACGCUCUAUUCUCAGCGGUCUUUUGACUAUGAGCAACUCAGAGAGUUUCAGGUACAGGUGAAGGCUGAAGAUGGAGGCUCCCCACCUCUCAGCAGCAAUGCCACACUGAAGGUCUUCAUCCUGGACCAAAAUGACCAAAGUCCUCAAAUUCUGUAUCCUUCUCAAGGAGCAGAGGGCUCAGCCUCCUUUGAGAUGGUGCCUCGCUCAGCAGAGGUGGGCUAUCUGGUUACGAAGGUGGUGGCUGUGGAUGCCGACUCUGGGCACAAUGCGUGGCUCUCCUAUCAUCUACUGCAAGCCACUGAGCCAGGGCUCUUCACAAUUGGUGCCCACACUGGUGAAAUCAGGACCUUGCGGACGUUUUUGGAAAGAGAUGCUCUGAAGCAGAAGCUAGUGGUCUUAGUAAAGGAUAACGGGCAGCCCCCACUCUCUGCUACAGUCAGUCUCAAUCUGGUUUUUGCUGAAAACUUCCAAGAGGCACUUCCAGAA
Molecule: messenger RNA, 1734 nt
Organism: Python bivittatus (Burmese python)
Lineage: Eukaryota; Metazoa; Chordata; Lepidosauria; Squamata; Pythonidae
Product: protocadherin gamma-B5-like
Biological process (GO): homophilic cell-cell adhesion
Cellular component (GO): plasma membrane
Molecular function (GO): calcium ion binding
Source: RefSeq, a predicted model, not a curated record